This is a messenger RNA of Schistocerca nitens (vagrant locust), 1233 nucleotides long. RefSeq lists its product as uncharacterized. The transcript is spliced from 3 exons. Lineage: Eukaryota; Metazoa; Arthropoda; Insecta; Orthoptera; Acrididae. Gene Ontology annotation, molecular function: nucleic acid binding. The record is from RefSeq and is a predicted model, not a curated record. Bases 555 to 1043 code for a protein of 162 amino acids.
GCUAUCAAGACGCUCGUCAAUAAAUUCCAGCGUACUGGUAGUGUUGCAGAUGAAGAUCGUCCAGGAAGGCCGGCCAUAACGCCAGACACAGUGCAAAGUGUGCAGGAUGCGGGCACACGCAUCUACCAGCAGACUUAGUAGGGAGCUUGGUAUUCCUCAAAACCACUGUAUGGAGAGUUCUUCGUUAGAAGCUGCACAAACGUUCGUACCAUAUCCAGGUCGUACAUAGGCUUGAAGCGGAGGACUACGCAGCCAGACAAGCUAUGUGUCAUGACCUGCUACAAGCUGUGGAAAAUGAUAAUUUGAUGCAAAAUGUCUUGUUCAGUGAUGAAGCUACAUUUUAUACCUGUGGACAUGUGAACAGACACAACUGCAGGAUCUGGGCAGACGAACAACUAAGUGUGUUGCAGGAGUGGCAACGGGACAAAGCCAAAGUGAAUGUGUAGUUAAGGAUAACGAGGUCAAACAGUGUACUGGCCCUCCUUCUUCGCAGAACUAACCUUGCUGGAGCCACAUAUCUAGUUGUGUUGGAAAAGUUUUUGGAGCCCCAAUUGAUGUCUGAUGGGAUUAUGGAUACUGUUGUUUUUCCGCAGGAUGGUGCACCACCCUAUUUUGCCCUCGUUGUUCGGGAAUAUCUGAAUCAAGCACUUCCCAGCAGAUGGAUUGGUCGUGCCUCUCCACGGAUGUGGGCACCCCGCUCUCCUGACUUGACACCCUCAGACUUUUUUGCAUGCGGGUUUAUCAAGUCUAAGGUAUACCAGGUGAAGAUCCGCAGCACUGAACACUUACCACAGCGGAUUCGAGUCGUAGAUGCUGAGAUUACACCAAAUAUGCUUGGGCAGGUUUUUCGGUCUACAGUGGAGCGCUGGGGAGCGUGCCUAUACAUGCAAGGUGAGGGUAGCAGAAGUGUUCCCGUGGAGGCCAAUCAGCUGCUGAUAGUGCCUGCACACGCUGUACAUGUCGGCAACGGAAUUGUAAGUUUCCGUCCAACGCUGAUGGCAGUCGCAGACGAUCUGGUGGAUCCGGUGAUGUGCGCCCACUGAGCCACGCAGCCUGUAGCAAUGUACUACGAGCAGAGGUGCCGCUGCAACACAGGACGGCCGGCGGCAGCCAAUCAGUGGACUUGCGCUCGGAGCCACGUUGCUGUGUGAUGCCAUGUAGACAACGCCUCAUCACAGCUCAAUCUUCAUUGUUUGUGCUUUAGUACAGAGGGACUUUUCCUUGUGGACAUUG